AGCCAUACUAAUAACGACAGUAAUGACACGACCACCUCCUCCGUCCUAAAGCCCCUGUUACCUCUUUGAGGCUGUGUGCCAGCCUUCGUUCCAAGCCCCUCGCGUACCUCAGGUGCUGGAAUCCUCGUAGGAACCCUACCAGGCGGGCGUGCUAGCCCCGUGUUACAGUUGAGGAAGCGGAGAAGCAGCUAGGUGAACCGACUUCCUCGCAGUUACGGCCGUCAGGAAAAGUUGGAAGAAAGUCCAAUUCCGGAGCCCGUGUUCUUAGCUGCUAAACUAAACCCCCUGCAUUUUGGCAAUGAUCUAAUCAUGUCAGAGAAAGAUGAUACUGAGACUCCAGUGAUAACUGAAGCAGCCUCCACCCUUGAAGAUGGGAACUGUGAGCCAGUCAAGAAUUCUGAGUCUGUUGACCAAAGUGCCAAGCCAGAGAAUAAAUCAGAACCUGUAGCUAUCACUCGGAAAAGACCAGAGUCCAAACCUUCCAGUGACCUUGAGACUUCAGAAGUUCUCCCUGUUGAGGCAUCACAGGCUGUAGGCAAAGAGACUGUUUCCAAAGAUGUACCUCAGACUGGAUGGGGAUAUUGGGGCAGCUGGGGCAAGUCCUUACUUUCUUCAGCCUCAGCUACUGUAGCUACAGUAGGACAAGGUAUUUCAAAUGUUAUUGAGAAGGCAGAGACUUCUCUUGGAAUUCCUAGUCCCAGUGAAAUUUCAACCGAAGUCCAGUAUGCAGCAGGAGAGACAAACGCCAAAGAGAAUGCAAACUCCUUCCCAUUGACUGGGCCAUUUGGUGUAUUCUCAACCAUCUCUACUGCUGUUCAGACCACAGGAAAGAGCGUGAUCAGUGGGGGUUUGGAUGCCUUAGAAUUCAUUGGGAAAAAGACAAUGGAUGUAAUAGCAGAAGGGGAUCCUGGAUUUAAAAGAACCAAGGGUCUGAUGAACCGGAAUUCUACAUUGUCUCAGGUUUUACGAGAGGCAAAGGAGAAAGAAGAGCUAUGGACCUCCAAUGAUGUUGCCUUGGAAACGGACAAGAAAACUCAUUAUGGGCUCCUCUUUGAUGAAUUUCAAGGCCUUUCGCAUCUGGAAGCUCUGGAGAUGCUUUCCCGAGAAAGUGAAAUAAAGGUGAAAUCUAUUCUUAAUUCUCUAAGUGGAGAAGAAUUAGAGACUCUAAAACUUGAAUUGGAGCAACUCAAGGAAGCAUUUUCCCUAGCAGAGUUCUGUGAAGAAGAGGAAGAAGAGAAAAAAGGGGACGAAGACUUUACCAAAGAGAUAACAGAUCUAUUUUCCCAGCUGCAUGUCUCCUCCAAACCCGAGAAACUUGCCAGGGCAAGAAAUACUGCCUAUGAAUGGAUCAAUACAUCUCUGGCUAAGCCAUUAGAAGAGAAGGAAGAAGGAGAGAAACAGUUGGAAACAGAAAAAACGGACCAAAUCAAUAAAAAUUCAAUAGAGGAUAUUCAUGCAUUUGCAAUCCGGAGCCUAGCAGAACUGACUGCCUGCUCAAUUGAACUGUUUCACAAAACAGCAGCUCUGGUUCUGCAUGGCCAGAAGCAGGAAGUGACCGCCAUAGAAAGGAGCAGAGCUCUAUCCCAGAUGACAGUUGUGUUGUGUAAAGAGUUGUCUUCUCUGUCCAAAGAGUUUACUACCUGCCUAACAACUGCUGGGGUCAAAGAAAAGGCAGACAUCCUUAAUCCGCUCAUCACUGCAGUAUUUCUAGAGGCCUCAAACAGUGCUUCUUAUAUUCAAGACGCCUUUCAGCUGCUCUUACCUGUACUGGAGAUCUCUCUCAUUGAGAACAAAACUGAAUUACCAGAGGAAUGAGCUGCAGGCCCAGGGCCUUUGUCAGAAAUUGAAGAACAGAGAAGAUUCAACCCAAAACUUGUGACAGCUAAGAAAUGUCACUUUCUUUUGGGUACCCCUGAAGAAGUGAAGGAGAAAGGAUUAUUUUAGUGUAUAAAAUUUAGGCAGGAGAGCAGGUUUAAAGGAGGUUUGUUGCCUUCACUGCUUGGCUAAAAUAUUCAGGUCUUCAUACUGCCCUUCCAAGUUAUUAGAAUUACUAAAUUAUUUGAGAAGAAACUUUUAUGGGAAGUUCAAGAAUAAUAGCUCUAGGUAAAGGUUAAUGGGGUAUCGGGCAAAAAUAUUGGUCUUUCUUGGACAUGAUGCAAAACACUAACAGUUUUGUUAUGGUUCUGUGUGAUUUAGCAGCCCACUGAUAGAAUUGUUUGUGAAGCAAGAGAGAAACAACUUAAUUUAGUAUUCUAGAAUUCCUGUGCUUGAUCUCUUGAUGCCAUUACCUUUCUCCUUUCUGUAAUAAAAUAUGUGGCUUUAGGAAAACAGUAUAUAGAAAUUGUAAUGAUUACCUAAAUUCUUUGGACUUGGUUAGAAAGUUUCAUGUACUCUUUAAUGCUAGUAGUUGUUAUGGCAUGGAGGAGAAACAUCUGAAGUAUACGCGAAGCCACAUGAAUUAACUACGGCAAAGUGCCCUUUGGCUUCAAAUUGUUCUCCUGUCCUAAGGUGACAAGCUUCAAGUUGUAGUUGAACCCACUCAACUGGGUUCCAGACAAACAAGUGCAACUUAAAGAACCAUUUCAUGUUUGCGGGUAUUCUGAGUCUCUCCAGGGUUUCUUUCGUGCAUACCUUAUGUGCAGGGUAAAUUCUGUAACAGCCAGCUCCAAAGGAGUAUUGAAGCUCUUUUAGUAAUGGGUUUUUGUUAUUUAAAUAUUGUUGAAGGGGAUUAUAGAGUCCCAUAGAAAUCAUUUGGAACAGGAUUUAACCUGUAAGACACAAUAUGUUUCUCCUUAUUCUUUUUUGUUUUGGUUUAAUGUAUUUCUUAGCAUGUUUAUAAAUAUAACUUUUAUCCUUUAAAUCUUAAGCCUUCCUUUGCUCUCUUCAACAAUGUAAGAGGCCACUAAGGUGUUAUCUUCCUAAAAGUUAAUUGGUAUCAACUCUUUUUAAAAAAUUCUCCCAACUUUAUGGUUGGAGGUAAAUAUUGUGAGCUCUACUGCUCAUCUUCUAAAAUCUUUAAAUAAAAUGUAAUAAUUAUGUUAAUUGAUCUUUUACUUACUUAUUUUACUUACUUUUCCAAAUAUAAGCCCCAGUAUUUUUUUAGACCACAGAAAUAGCAAAACAAGUCUCUAACAUUGACUGAUCUCAACACUAUUUCUAUGUAAUUGCCUUCUUUGGGGGAAGGGAGCAGUUUGGAAGCAAGGAGGAAAUAAAUAGAUUUGGGCUAAAAAGAUACUCCAUUAGCACUAAAAUGUUACUCUGCUUAUAUUCUGUUCUGAUAUGAUCCCAAAACUUUUGGAACAGUUCUUUUUAAGAUAAAUCUCACCCUUCCCAAAGUAAGUAAUUCUGAAAUUUCAGAAAAAAAAACAAAAACAAAAACAACAGUUGCCUGUGGUUACUAAAGCUGGUGUCCCCAGUCCUGAUUUGUUGCCUCAAGCCCAGUUUCUGUGUCUGAAUCUGGUUUCGAAGCUGCUCACACCACUGACCACCUGUUCAGAUGCUUGUACAGUUGUGGCUUGCAGUUUUUACUUUACAGUCUAGAAACAUAGCUAAGGUUUUUCUUUCAAGGAGAGGGAUAUAGAUAUGGGGACAGACCAGUGACUCUUUUUAUGCAUCUAUCCAGAUAUGCACCUGAAUAUGACCAGUUUUAGGUUAGAUCAUGCAAAAGGCAGAUGUGAAUCACUGCCUCUUUUUUCUUGCUUAUCCCUCUGGUCAGCUUCCCUCACCCACCCAAAUGUCCUUUUAAAGAUUUAGGAGACCAUCAGUGAAACGAUGAAAGGACCAAUUAAUUCUGAAUAACAAUUGCCUACCUUUAACCUGAAUAUAAUUAAAAAGAAUGAAAGUUCCUUGAUUGAGUAGAGAGAAGAAUAAGAGCAUAAAAAUUCUUUGGCAGGCAAAAAGGUAAACUCAGGGGAUGCUUUGAAACUUACUGGAUUAUGGCGCGGAGUUUUGGAUGGUGCAUGCUUCAUUCUGUUUGGGGUGGAUACAAGAUGUUUCCUGAUGAUA
Neogale vison (American mink) is the source of this 4005-nucleotide messenger RNA. It is a transcript of the gene FAM114A2, whose product is annotated as family with sequence similarity 114 member A2. The record is from RefSeq and is a predicted model, not a curated record. The transcript has 14 exons. The coding region runs from base 310 to 1815 and encodes 501 amino acids. Lineage: Eukaryota; Metazoa; Chordata; Mammalia; Carnivora; Mustelidae.